CACCACUUGUUGCUCAACCAAACACACCCUAAGCAACCAAAACCGCGCGAUGCCUCCAUUAUCCAGCAGAAGUAACGAACACCGCACCUUCCUCGCCUCAGUCACCGCCGCCGCUUCCGGCGCUCUCCGGUUACCCGUACAACAUGACCCCGUCUCCCGCUCGAAUCCUCAUCUUCCUCCUACCCACCCCAAGUCUCAUACCCCCGCCACCCGUCAGGCGGCCGCACAGAGCCUUGGCCGGAACCGCCCGCUGCGCCCCGGAGGCUGUCGCCGGCGGGGGCUUCGUCGUCAUUGAGGACGACCUCUCUGAGCUUCUGCAGAUUCUACCUAGGGAUUUACGAGAUAAUCUGCAGAAUGAACCUAGAAGGGACCAGCUGUUGGAGGUUAUUCUAGAUUUGGGGAGACGACCUGAGGCACGUUUCCUUGGUAACUCUGGUGGCCAGUAUCUACGGGAUAACGAGAUUUCACAGCUAGAGUUGGAGGAAGCUCAGAGAGCUGUUGGAGAAUUUGGAGGUGACAACCGUGCAGGAAUUGAAGGUACAUUGCAUAGAAUAUCUGCCAUAAGGAGUAGAAAAGGAAUGGUUGUUGGUUUGACCUGUCGAGUUGGCCGUGCCGUCAAUGGGCAUGUUGAUAUGGUCCGUGAUCUUUUAAACUACAAAGAGAGCAUUCUGUUUUUGGGAAGACCUGGGGUUGGCAAGACUACUGUUAUGCGUGAAAUUGCACGUGUUUUAGCAGACGAGUUCCAGAAAAGGGUGGUAAUUGUAGAUACAAGUAAUGAGAUUGGUGGGGAUGGGGACAUUCCUCAUGCUGCAAUUGGUGGCGCAAGAAGAAUGCAAGUACCUGAACCAUCAAUGCAACAUAGAGUGAUGAUUGAAGCAGUUGAAAACCAUAUGCCUGAGGUGGUCAUUGUGGACGAGAUUGGAACUGAGGCAGAGGCGCAAGCCUGUCGGUCAAUUGCAGAAAGGGGUGUAAUGCUUAUUGGUACUGCCCAUGGAGAAAGGCUUGCAAACAUCAUAAAGAAUCCAGUUUUAUCUGACUUGGUUGGAGGAGUAGAAACUGUCACUCUUGGUGAUGAGGAAGCACGUGCACGACGUACUCAAAAAAGUAUACUGGAGCGGAAGGCCCCUCCAACAUUUCCUUUUCUUAUUGAGAUGAGGGAGCGUCACUAUUGGGUCACUCAUCGGACUGAGAGGAGUGUCGAUAUGCUACUUCAUGGCAAGAAGCCACUAGUUGAGGUCAGGAAAAGGGAUAACGAGUUUGAGGUUGUCAUUGAAAGAUGGGCAACAUAUGAUGGAGAUGGACUCUGAAUCCCAAAUUUCAAGUUAUUAUUUCUUCUGCCAUGCUUCCUUUUCUUCAUACUUGCGGUCUUUGUGGAUAUUUGGUACAAAUCUAUGGAGCUUGUUAUUAAAAGGUAGAAUGGAGAGAUCCUGGUUCCUAAAGUUUGUUGAGCUUAUUUAGCAGAGUAUAAAAUAAUGAUAUUGUUACUCUUGCAAAGGAACUGAUGCUGCCCAUUAAGCUUA
Aegilops tauschii subsp. strangulata is the source of this 1520-nucleotide messenger RNA. RefSeq lists its product as uncharacterized. Gene Ontology annotation, molecular function: ATP hydrolysis activity. The record is from RefSeq and is a predicted model, not a curated record. NCBI's taxonomy places the organism in Eukaryota, Viridiplantae, Streptophyta, Magnoliopsida, Poales, Poaceae.